AUGCAUUGCUCAUCAAGUCUUUCAAGAGCCACCUUGCUCCUUUCUUGCAUCGUACCAUCUCUCGCGUCACAAUGCACGCCCUCAACCCCUGAAAAGCCCCGCGUAUUCCUCUUGAGCGACAUCGCCAACGAGCCCGAUGAUGCGCAGUCGCUCGUGCGACUUCUAGUCUAUGCUAAUGAUCUUCAGAUUGAAGGUCUAGUGGCGACGACGAGUGUUUGGCUGAAUGACACCACCCGUCCAGACCAGAUGCACGAUAUUGUUGACGCAUACGGCGAAGCACUGCUAAACCUAAAGAAACAUGCUCCCGGCUGGCCUGAAGCAUCCUAUCUCAAAGGCCUAAUUGCCACCGGCUUGCCGGUCUACGGCAUGGACGGCGUCGGCGAAGAAAAGGACAGCGAGGGUUCCGACAAGCUUGUAAAAGCAGUCGACGCCUCGGACGAGCCGCUCUGGGUCCCGGUAUGGGGAGGGGCGUCCGUCCUGGCGCAGGCGUUGUGGCACGUCAACGCGACGCGAUCGUCCUCCGAGAUCGAAACUUUCGUCUCCAAGCUCCGCGUUUAUGCGAUUUCUGAUCAGGACAAUACCGGCUCGUGGAUCCGUCGAAACUGGCCGCAACUCUUUUACAUUGCCAGUGUCCAUCACUUCAACCGCUACGCCGUUGCCGCGUGGGGCGGCAUCUCGGGUGAGGAGUACUACAACUUUCCGAGCUUCUCAAACCAGGAGGUCAUAUCGCCAGAUUGGAUCAGGCAGAAUAUCCAGAGUGUCGGGCCAUUGGGGGCGAAGUAUCCUGACGCUGACUUCAUUGUCGAGGGCGAUACACCUUCGCUUCUCUACCUGAUCCCCAACGGGCUCUCCGACCCCGAAUAUCCGGAAUGGGGAUCUUGGGGCGGCCGAUAUGGACCCGUCACCUACGGUGAGGGUCAUUACGCGGAUACGGUGGACGUCCUGAAAGGGAUUUCGGGAAGGACGAUCAUGAGUUCGCAGGCGACCGUGUGGAGAUGGAGGGAGGCGUUCCAGAACGACUUUGCUGCCCGUAUCAAGUGGUCCGCCAGUCCUGAAUUCGGUGAUGCUCACCAUGCCCCUGUCGUGGUGCUGAAUGGAGACACGUCUCGCAAGAUUGUGAAAAUGGUCGUCAAGGAGGAGGACGUCAUCGGGCUCGAUGCGCGAGAGUCUUGCGACCCGGACGGAGGAGAGUUGACGUACAAGUGGUGGCAGUACUUGGAGCCAUCAUCAAACAACAAUAAUCCAGGACGAGACGUCGGCAGACUGGAGCUGAGUGAUACCGACGCUCCCAUUAUCACAGUCACAAUGCCUUCAGAGGAGGCUCUCCGUGCCCCAGGCAGAAAUCGUCACCCGAAUGACGACAAGCAUAUGCAUCUCAUCCUUGAGGUCUCUGAUGGUACACUGGUUUCCUAUCGCCGGGUCAUUUUCACCAUACUCGGACCUAUGAGUAAGACAGGGGAUGAAAAGUCUUCAGCCGGAAAGGCGGCUGAGCAAGCCGUUCAUGAUGAGCUGUGA
This is a messenger RNA of Colletotrichum costaricense, 1515 nucleotides long. RefSeq lists its product as uncharacterized. The record is from RefSeq and is a predicted model, not a curated record. Gene Ontology annotation, molecular function: hydrolase activity, hydrolyzing N-glycosyl compounds. Lineage: Eukaryota; Fungi; Ascomycota; Sordariomycetes; Glomerellales; Glomerellaceae. The transcript has a single exon. Bases 1 to 1515 code for a protein of 504 amino acids.